Cherax quadricarinatus is the source of this 3994-nucleotide messenger RNA. The record is from RefSeq and is a predicted model, not a curated record. Lineage: Eukaryota; Metazoa; Arthropoda; Malacostraca; Decapoda; Parastacidae.
GAGAGGAGAGGUGGGCGAAGAGGUGAUGCGCAGGAGCAAGGGAAGGUUCUGAGAAAGAAGAAAUGCCGGGGCUGGUAAAGGUAAAAGCAACAUUUACUGGUCAGCGCCUCCGUCACUACUACUGAUGCCUAUUACCAGGUGUUGCAGAUGGUGUAGGUGGAUGGCGGGCAUGGGGGAUAGAUCCUGGAGAGUUCUCUCAUUCCUUGAUGCGUGUAAGUGAACGAGUAGUGCGAAGUGGACAGUUCACCCCAUCUGAGCCUGCUGCUAUUAUUGCCCGGGCAUACUACGAACUACUUGAGAAUAAAACGCACAUCCUUGGAAGCAGCACAGCAUGUGUAGUGGUACUGCAGGGAGAUGCAGGGCAGCUGUAUUCAGCCAAUAUUGGGGAUUCUGGGUUUCUAGUAGUGCGCAAUGGAUCAGUGGUACACCGAUCACAAGAGCAGCAGCACUACUUCAACACGCCCUUCCAACUCUCUCUCCCUCCUCCUGGCACUAAUGCUCAGGUCCUCAGUGACAGACCAGAAAGUGCUGAUACUUUAGAGUUCCUAGUAAAAGAAGGGGACAUGCUAAUGGUGGCUACAGAUGGUGUAUUUGAUAAUCUUCCAGAUUCUAUGAUUAUCAAGGAAAUGGUUAAAGUCCAGGGUUCUACAGACUUACUAUUACUGCAGCAAGCAGCCAAUUCUAUUGCGCAGCAAGCACGAAAAUUAGCAUUUGAUGAGGAUUAUAUGUCACCAUUUGCUCGUAGUGCACGAGAGAAUGGAAUUAAUGCUAUAGGUGGAAAACCAGAUGACAUAACAGUGGUUUUGGCCACCAUAACAGUGUAAACCCAGCAGGGCCCCAGGAACCCAAAAGUAGUUAUUAGUGCAACAUCCAGGCAAGUGGUUUAACUUCACCAACUUUGUCAAUCACAUUGUUAUCAUAUGCUAGGUUUUUACACCACAUAUUUGUUUAUUUUGUAUGGAAUGAAAUAAUUGUAAUUUUUUUAUUGAGAACUUGAAAUAUAUUUAAAGCUCUAGAAACUUAUGCUCUUUGCUGGUUGUAAAAUAUGGUAUUAGAGCCUACUAAAGUAAUGCAGCCUUUGAAAAAACAUUUCAAAUACAGUAUUUUUUGUUUUGGUUUGGUUUUUGAUGUCUAGUUUUCAGUACUCGUGGUAAAUGGUUGUUAAUAAGCAUCUAAAGGUAGUAAAUAAUUAUUGUUGUUAUUGAAACAUGAAUACAAUAUUUAAGAUUGACUGGGACUGUUAAAACUUUUUCACUGUCACUGAGUAUACUUGAAACAAUUACUGUAGAUGUUGCUUUGUACAGGAAUUGUUAUAUUAAGGCUGCAACAGGAAUUGGAACCAAACUGAUUUAUACAAAUAAAACUCUAAUUUCUGUUGUACUCUUAACCUUUUAUUGAAAAAAAAAAAACAAUUAAGGUACUGUACUGGAAACAAACACACAUGCAGUUUAAUGUGAUCCUUUUUUGACAACGUUUCGCCCACACAGUGGGCUUUUUCAAGUCACAAACAGAUCUGUUUGUGACUUGAAAAAGCCCACUGUGUGGGCGAAACGUUGUCAAUAAAGGAUCACAUUAAACUGCAUGCGUGUUUAUGCUUUCAUUGUGUCGGUAUUUUCAAGGUACUGUACUAAUGGUAUGCUUAGCCAAUUGCCAGUCUUUCUGCUCAACAGACAUGAAUGGAGUCACUCUUAAUCUGUGGAAAUUUUUUAGCCAAAGUGUGCCAGUUUAAUCAGUAAUAUUGGAUAUAAAUCAAAACAGUUUGGCCAGAAAAUAGUGCAUGCUGAGCAUAUGUAUUUAUUGCGAGUGUAAUAGUCGAGUUGAACAUGUCUACCAAGUGUUACCGUUUUUGUUUUGGAUAAUAGCUGUCCGCACAUUCCAUGCCCUUGUUUCGUAGCACUUUUACUUCCGAUAUUUACAGUAUUCUAGGGUAUGGAGUAGUACAUUAUUUAGAUUGCAAGUCCAAAACCACUUAUAAGGCACUACAGAAUAAUUUAUUGAUUAGCCAAAACUAGCUGCAAAUUAAAUUUUUCAUAACUCAUUGCAUAUUCCAUAUCUUAGCUUGCAGAAGUUUCAUUCCCAGGAUUUAUGGUAAUGGAAAGUGUAAAUAGUUUUAUGUUGAAGAUUUCCUGGUUAUAUAAUCUUCUGAACUGUGAUAUGAGAAUAAAAUGAACACUAAUUAACAGUGAUCAACAGUAUCAGUAGUCAUAUUUGGUCAAAGUGGUUCAUACAAAUAUGAGAGGCUCAUAAUCAUGAGAUUCAUAUUUUUUAUGCUUUUUGUCUUUCUACCCCAAGUGCCUCCCAUCCAGGACUCAAACCUCUGGUACGACAAAGUAGUCAUGCUUCACAGUGGCUAGUUCUUUGCCAGGGCAUGUAAGGUUGGUUGUAACUCUGGUACUAAUUGGAUUUCCUAGAUUAAUAAUGCCUAUAUAAAUUUUUAAGGCUUGCCCAAAAGAUUUAUUGAAUACUAUGGGAUCAUUAUUACAUACCCUAGAAUUAAUUAUGUUGCAGCAUAUCAAUUACAAAUAAUUUCAGAGAGAAGUUAAGCUUAUAAUUAAAAUUUGAAACUGAUAAAUGUGAGCUGCCACAUUUUCUCAGUGUUGUUCAGAUUUGAAAAUUGGUAAUGACAUGUACAACAUGUAGCUAAGUUACAUAGCCAGUAUCCAUACAAGGGUGGUAAACAUCUAAUGAUGUUCUUUUCAAGAUUGUUAUUUACUAAUACUUUAAGUAUUGUUAUGUAGGAUUUAAAUGUUUAAAUAUCAAAUCUUAUUUUCUUUUAUUUAAAAUCUAGUCACACACAAUGGUGAGUUUACCUAUUCACCCAUGUAUGUUGGGGCAAUAUUAUAUUAAUGGUUGUUUAAACAUAAUUCCUUGCACCCUUGUUUACUGUACAGUGUGAUCUAGCAUACAUAUUUAUAAUUAUGGGAAACUCCCAAAAACUUACCCAUUACUUGAACUUGGAAAUUUAGUUAAAAUUUCAUUUAAGAAAAGCACAAUAUCUACGACAGAUUUCUGGGGCCCCAAGACCCUAGCUUCUGCAGUAGUAGUGAGGAAUUGCUCACCUAGGAACGUAGUAUUUGUAAAUUUGAUAGUAUAUUGUUAUGGCAGGUGGAUAAGUUUAUUACAGCCUGAGUAGUGUGAUCGAUUCUUGGUAUUUGUACUUUUCAGUUAUGUUUGGUAAAUGUUGGGAACAGCUGCAAUGAAACUGAUGUUAUUUUAAAGUCUUGGGGGGUAAUACCUCAGCUUUUUUACUUUAAUUUUUAUUCUUGAACCUCUUUCAUUGCAUUUGAUUUAUCAUUAUUUACUUUUUUUAUAUAUAUUCAUUAUAUCUGCAAUUUGUAGAUCUUUAAUGAAUUACAGUACAUUUGAUUUGAAGUGAUAUAAUUUAAUACUAUUGGAUUAAAAAUUUUGAAAUUGCUAUCAGAUACCAAGAGCUACAUGCAUUUACAAUUUGAUAAUUUUUCUGAACUGCUACUGAGCUUUGACAUAAUCUUCAACUUUGAGUUCAGUAAUGUAUGUAAGCAUGUUGAUUACACUGCAGUGAUCAAUCGUUAAUGCUAUAUGAUAUUAAAAAACUCGUAUUUUAAAAUUAAAUUAAAUUGAACAUGGUUCUCAUUUCUCUUGUCAUGGUAAGUGCUAUAAUGUACAUUUAUAUUUUUUGUUUGAGACAGCACAGGUGAUUAUAAGCAUACCAUUUUGAAAAUACCUGUCCAGUUAUUAAAUCAUUAUAUACAGUAAGAAAGUUUUAAGUUUAUACUUGAAUGUGUAAAUAAGUUAUUAAAAAUGAAAUACUGGAUAAAAAAAAAAAUCCUAAUGAUCAUGAGUAUAUGAACGAUGUAAUUUGUUGGCACAUUGUAUCGGUGUCAAACGUUUGUAAAAGUUAAUUGAAAAAAAGGUGGAGAAAUUGUGAUGUUGUUUAAGACAAUGCAAUAUACUGUAUUAUGUAUCAUAUUUGUAUUAUAUUAAUACAUAGUGAAUAAAAAAUUCAUUAUUCUUA